AUGGUAUUGAAGAGGUGCCGGGUUUCCAGCUGUGCCUGCCAGGACCUUACCACUGCUCUGAUAGCCAAUAAGCAUCUACUAAGAAUGGACCUGAGCGGCAACGGCCUUGGGCUGCCAGGCAUGAAGCUGCUUUGCGAGGGGCUCCGGCAUCCCAAGUGCAGGCUACAGAUGGUGCAGUUGAGGACGUGUCAGCUGGAGGCUGGGGCUUGCCAGGAGAUUGCCUCUGUGCUCAGCACCAGUCGACCUCUGGUGGAGCUGGACCUGACAGGAAAUGCCCUGGAGGAUUCGGGUCUGAGGCUCUUGUGUCAAGGUUUGCGGCACCCAGGCUGCGCAUCUUGUGACUUGUGGUUGAAGAUUUGCCACCUCACUGCUGCUGCCUGCGAAGACCUGGCAUCCACCUUUAGUGUGAACCAGAGCCUCAUGGAGCUGGACUUAAGCCUGAAUGACCUGGGGGACCCUGGGGUGCUGCAGCUGUGUGAGGGCCUCAGGCAACCCCAGUGCAAACUCCAGACCCUCCUGCUGCACAGCUGUGGCCUCACAGCCAAAGCUUGUGAGGAUAUCUCUUCCACCCUGGGGGUCAACCAGACCCUUACAGAGCUUUAUCUUACCAACAACGCCCUGGGGAACACAGGUGUCAGGCUGCUAUGCAAGAGCCUGAGUCAUCCCGGCUGCAAACUUCGAGUCCUCUGGCUGUUUGGAAUGGACCUGAAUAAAAUGACCCGCAGAAGUUUGGCAGCUCUUCGCCUAACGAAACCUUAUGACAUUGGCUGCUGA
Messenger RNA from Balaenoptera musculus (blue whale), 774 nucleotides. RefSeq names its product NACHT, LRR and PYD domains-containing protein 12-like. Gene Ontology annotation, cellular component: cytoplasm. Lineage: Eukaryota; Metazoa; Chordata; Mammalia; Artiodactyla; Balaenopteridae. Gene Ontology annotation, biological process: positive regulation of MHC class I biosynthetic process; negative regulation of inflammatory response; negative regulation of canonical NF-kappaB signal transduction. Gene Ontology annotation, molecular function: protein binding. The record is from RefSeq and is a predicted model, not a curated record.